AUGUCCCAGCAUAUCCACACCUCGAUUGAAGGUCGAGUCCCUGAUGAUAUAGAACACGAAGACACUGCAAACGGAGGUGUCACAGACAGCGCACCACUACUGCACGAUGUUCAGCCCAACGAAGACGAAACCCCGAAACCAUGGAAAUCUUCUUCGAGAAGCCGCAUCCCCAUGAUUGUCUAUCUCAUCUUCCUCAUGGUCUGCCUGGAGUUCGAGGAAAGCGUUCAGGCUAUACCCACAGUCCGCCUCUACGAGUCAGCAAUCUGUCAACAAUACUACAAUGGCACAGUCGAGGAGAGCAGCCGCAAAACCAAGCCAAUCCAACAGAACCUGGCCCAGAUACGCAGGUGGCAAGGGCUAUUCGAUGCGCUCCCCACCUUGCUUCUUUCUAUUCCUUUUGGGUACAUGUCUGAUAUAAAGGGCCGUCGACUUGUUUUAUUCCUGAGCGAACUCGGCGAGAUAUGCUGCUUGGGCUGGAUCCUGAUGACUUGUUUGCUCUGGGCUAAAAUCCCCAUCUAUGUCGUCUGGAUCAACUCUUUAUUCAGGCUGAUAGGCGGUGGGCCCUACGAGGCAAUCGGGCUCAUCGGAGCAUUCUGCCUUUGCGGAAGAUCCUGA
Exophiala oligosperma is the source of this 615-nucleotide messenger RNA. RefSeq lists its product as uncharacterized. NCBI's taxonomy places the organism in Eukaryota, Fungi, Ascomycota, Eurotiomycetes, Chaetothyriales, Herpotrichiellaceae. Gene Ontology annotation, biological process: transmembrane transport. The transcript has 3 exons. Gene Ontology annotation, cellular component: membrane. The coding region runs from base 1 to 615 and encodes 204 amino acids. The record is from RefSeq and is a predicted model, not a curated record. Gene Ontology annotation, molecular function: transmembrane transporter activity.